This is a messenger RNA of Ustilago hordei, 1233 nucleotides long. Its product is annotated as putative BAT2 - branched-chain-amino-acid transaminase (cytosolic). Gene Ontology annotation, cellular component: mitochondrion. The record is from RefSeq and is a predicted model, not a curated record. The transcript has a single exon. The coding region runs from base 1 to 1233 and encodes 410 amino acids. Gene Ontology annotation, molecular function: branched-chain-amino-acid:2-oxoglutarate transaminase activity. NCBI's taxonomy places the organism in Eukaryota, Fungi, Basidiomycota, Ustilaginomycetes, Ustilaginales, Ustilaginaceae. Gene Ontology annotation, biological process: L-valine biosynthetic process; L-leucine biosynthetic process.
AUGCCUGCUCCAACCUCCUCCGCGGCUGCUGCUGCCAACGCCGUUCAGCAGGCUGCCUCUUCCUCGACCAUGGCGCCACUCAACGCUGACCUCCUCCAGAUCACGCUCAACGAGAACGCACCCGCACCAGACUUCGAGAAGCUCGUCUUCGGUCAGAAGUUCUCCCCACACAUGCUCAUCGUCGAAUGGAACCACAAGUCUGGCUGGGGUGUUCCCAAGAUCCAGCCCUACGGCCCCCUUUCCCUGUCCCCUGCCGCUCCUGUCCUCCACUACGCCAGCGGUCUCUUUGAAGGCAUGAAGGCCUACCGCUCCGCUGAUGGCUCUGGCAAGAUCCGUCUCUUCCGUGCAGACAAGAACAUGGAGCGCAUGAAUCGAUCCGCUGCUCGCGCUGGUCUGCCCACCUUCGACGGUGAAGAGUUCAUCAAGCUCAUCAAGACCCUUGUUCGCAUCGACCGAGACUACGUUCCUCACGGCGAGGGUCAGACUCUUUACCUCCGUCCUACACUCAUUGGCACACCAGACACACUCGGCAUGGGUGUCCCCACCGAGGCCAAGCUAUACUGCAUCUGCAGCCCCGUUGGCAACUACUACUCUUCCGGCACUGGUUCCAAGCCCGUCUCGCUUCUUGCACGCACUGAUGUCGUCCGAGCAUGGCCUGGCGGAACUGGCUGCUACAAGCUCGCUGCCAACUACGCUGGUGCCACUCGCCCCGCCAUGGACGCUUUGCUGGAAGGCUACCACCAGGUCCUUUGGCUCUUCGGCCCUGACAGACAGCUCACUGAGGUAGGCGCAAUGAACCUCUUUGUCGUCUUUCGUGACCAGGGUGUUGACUCGGAAAGCACACGAUACGAAGUUGCCACCGCCGCUCUUGACGACGGCACCAUUCUCCCUGGUGUUACACGAGACACCAUCCUGUCGCUUCUCCAUGCCUACAAGGCAGGAAACGUGCAGAUCGAAGGAUUGCCCAAGCCCGAGCUGAUCGAUGUUGUCGAGAGAAAGGUGACGAUGGACGAGAUCAUUGAGAAGGCCGAGAAGAGCCAGAUCGCUGAAGUGUUCGGCUCAGGAACUGCUGCUGUAGUCUGCAGUGUCGACAAGAUCGGCUUUGAGGGCAUGGACAUCCCCAUCCCUAUUCAGGCGGACGGUAUGGGCGCUUUCAUGCGCACGAUGCUCAGGGAGGUCACUGGAAGGCAGUGGGGUGCCAUUCCUUGUCCUGAGUGGAGCACUGUCUGCUAA